AUGGAUGAGAAAACAGGAAAAAGAGAGACGAUUAUUCUCUCCUCUUCCUCUGAAGAAGAAAACUCCGAUGACGAUUCCGAACAACAGUUCAGCGAUUCCGAUGAACCGUCUGAAUCAGAUGACACUGAUAUUGACGACGACGAUGGCAACGAAGAAGAAGAAGAUCGUGACGAAUCUCCCGGAUCGGAUGAUUGUGAUGUUGAUGACGAAUCCCUCUCCGAAAAAGUUGUUUCUCUCCUUCAAGAUGGAAAGGAUAUAGACUCGCUGAAAUUAAACGAAUGCAAAGCUUAUUUACGGAAACAUGGCUUGAGGCUUGCGGGAAAUAGAGCAGUUUCUAUUGCCAGGAUUAAAGAACAUUGGAGGUUAAGAGACGGAAGUGGGUACACAUUGUAUCCAAGAUCAUCCUUCAACAUUAAUUGUACAGGUGAUGUCUGCACGGGAGAUGUGGUUCUGUUUAGGCAAAAGGUUUAUGAAAAGUUUAGCAAAAUGACUAGACAUGGAAGAGUUAUAGGAAACAGAACUGUUGCUGGAAGGGUUGUAAAGGAAAGCUAUGGUGCAGCGAAACAGCAACAUACCUUCACUAGUGCAAUUGCUCUAUUGGCUGGUGAAGUUGAGGUGUUGUGGAGUAGUGGGGCUAGGAAAUUACCUCCACUUUCUCCUUUGCUUGUAAAGGGCCGCAAUCUCUAUAAACAGAAAACUUACAGACAGAGAUGGAAAAACGAAGCUGAUAGGGUCAAAGUGCUAUCUGAGAAGCACAGACGCGGUGCAGAAGCAAGGUUUGUAAGAGCAUUGAAGCAGAAAAAGAAAAGCUGUUAUGCAAAUGGAUCUAAGGGUUCUAAGCGGAAGCAUGAAGCCCAUAAUACCAAACGAUCUAAAAAAGGAAGAUCACGUGAUCUAAACAAGGUUAAGCACUUUGAUGGCUCCAAAAGAGCAAACGAGUAUCAAAGUCAAGAGGCCACGUCAUCAACACAGGCAACAUGGAAUGAGAGUGCAUCCUCAAGAGCCUUCAGACCUGCAAGGGGAAGAGUACACAACUCUGCUAAAUUUGACCGCUACGAAGCCCCAGCCUAUCCAUUACAGGCUAGUAGUCGACAAAUUCCAUAUCAAUAUCAAGUAAAUUCUCGAAGCCAAAAUGGAUCAAACGAAUUAGCUUAUCAUGAAAGAGGUCCAGUUCCAAAUAUGAGAGGAUUCCCCCCUUUCAGGCCUGGUGCUAGUGAAUUCACAUAUCACGGAAGAGGCCUGGUUCCAAAUAUGAGAGGAUUCCCACCUUUCAGGCCUGGUGUUAGUGAAUUCACAUCUAGAGCGAAUGUACCUAGUGAUAGUUUUCAUGCCCACUUGAACCGGUACAACUUUGAUAUGAACAAUUUGAACAGAACAUAUUGA
This is a messenger RNA of Vicia faba (fava bean), 1383 nucleotides long. The record is from the annotation of a GenBank genome assembly. NCBI's taxonomy places the organism in Eukaryota, Viridiplantae, Streptophyta, Magnoliopsida, Fabales, Fabaceae.